Molecule: messenger RNA, 861 nt
Organism: Epithele typhae
Lineage: Eukaryota; Fungi; Basidiomycota; Agaricomycetes; Polyporales; Epitheliaceae
Exons: 3
Coding region: 1-861 (286 amino acids)
Source: RefSeq, a predicted model, not a curated record
AUGGUCUACGAUCAGACUCCUGCUGCGUUCCCUCCCUCCGAGGAGGAGUGUGAAGCUCUCUCGCAGAAAUAUGUGUCGUACUCCAAGAUUUACAACGAGGACGGCCUAGUCAACAAAAAGGAUCCUAUCGGGAGACAGCAGGCGAGGGACGAGCUCUACGCAACCCGAGCUGAACCCGACUUGGGCCCAGUCCAGCUCGUGGGGGGGCCAGACGGAGACCCGGACAGGUACCUUGCCCUCGUCGACGCCGAUAUCGCGAGGCUGACGGCCAAAGGAGCGGCCAUGACCACUGCAGACCGUGUGCUCCGCUGGCACAUCGCCAUGUCCGCGAUCAUGGUUUUUCUUGAGUUCAAGCUCGUCAUUCCCUACUGUCGUUUCGAUGGAGUAGUCGCCAAGAUAACGACGCGAGGGCAUAGAAUCUCGACUGAAUGGGUUCGAGCAAACCGCGAACGGAUCCUGUCCGGCGACUGGCCCCCGCCACCAGACGAACGUGCCGCGCCACACCUUCCUCCACAGACCCCGCCCAGCCCACAACGCAUGCUCAGCUGUACUCCACCGUCGAGUUCUCCCCCUCAGCCGGUCGCCAUGCACCCACCGUCUCCGCUCACAUCCAAAGAGGUCAAGGAUCUCGUCAAGCGGCCGUCGCCUUUGAUCGACAUGCGGUUCGAAUGUCAUGACGAAACUGCCGGUGGCGUCUGGAAGCUGCAGUCGUUCACUCAGACCUCGGGCCGUCCGACCGAGUUCUGGAUCAAGUACGACGACUGCAAUGGCGUUAUUCCCAUGGACACAGAUGCCAUGACGUGGCUCCUGGCCGAGAGCUUGGUAGUAGAGGGGCUGGAUGAGUACAGGUCUGAUGAUUAG